CGCCUGUCUGCCCAAGCCACCAUUUUCCUUUUCCGGCCUACGGAAGAAACAGCCCUUUCCUGCCAAAUAAGCUGGGCUGAAGCGAGGCUGAGCACCUCUUCUGCUUUUAGGAGAAACUUUGCAUCAGCACUGGGAAACAAUCGUGAACAUGUGGUGCAAAUUCAUCAAGCUCCUGCUCCUUCUGGGCAUCUCAGGUUUGAGCUGCGGUGCAGUCCAGCGACCAGACUACGAUGACACGGCCACUCCGGAAUUCCUCAACCCGUCCUGGAUGGCAAGCAUCCCAGACGAGCGACCCCUGUCCGAGCUCACCAUGCCUGGCACCCAUAACACCAUGGCGCUUUACGGCGGCGUCUACGCCGAGUGCCAGACGUGGAGCCUGGGUUCGCAGUUGCGUGCCGGCAUCCGCUUCCUGGACGUGCGGGUGCGCCACGUGAAGGGCAACCUCACCAUCCACCACGGGGUGGUGUACCAGCACACCCACUUCGGCCAUGUGUUGGAGGGGGUGCAAGACUUCCUGGCCAGUUACCCGAGCGAGACGGUCCUGAUGCGCGUCAAGGAGGAGCUGAGCGAAACCGAUAACAUCUACGGGGCAGUGGUGGAGCACGUACGGCGCUACGCCCGAUGGGAGAUGCUGUGGCAUAGCCGUCUGGUGCCCACCAUGGGCCAGGCGCGAGGUAAGCUCAUCAUCCUGCAGGACUUCCUUGGGCCGGACUUAGGGAUGCGCUACGACUCCUUGGACAUCGCUGAUGACUGGAAGGUUCCCACACUCCUGCACGUGGAGGAGAAGUGGCAGAGUGUCUACGAACACUUGGAGAUGGCGUCCGCGGGGAACAAGGACCAGAUCUUCCUCACCUACAGCAGCGGCGCUGGCAUCUUUGCCGUUCCGAGGGCUGUGGCACAACGUGUCAAUCCUCAGCUGUAUGACUACUUGAGGUCCAAGACCAACCUGAACCAGCGCUUUGGAAUCAUAUGCAUGGACUUCCCCGCUGCUCCAAUGGUUCAAAACAUCAUUGACUUCCAGCUCAAGGCGGAAGUCAAUUAUUUUAACUUUCAUGAAAGUUAAAAUGAAAUAUAAUACCGCUGAACAGUGAAACAAUAAGUGAAUGUGAAUCAAAGGAAAUUUAAAUUUAAAAACCAUCUCAAAAUACAGUAACGAUACUGCGGGAACCAACUGUAAUGGCAUUUUGAGAACACAAGGUGUCACCCUCAAGCUUGUUUUCCAGAAGCUUAUCAAGAGUAGCGCUGCAAUUUGAAGCAGAUAAGACAAUCGUGAUAAAAAAAAUUCUGAAGUCAGCCUUUUGUGGGGUUUUUUUCCC
Molecule: messenger RNA, 1316 nt
Organism: Hippocampus zosterae (dwarf seahorse)
Lineage: Eukaryota; Metazoa; Chordata; Actinopteri; Syngnathiformes; Syngnathidae
Exons: 5
Coding region: 149-1063 (304 amino acids)
Biological process (GO): lipid metabolic process
Molecular function (GO): phosphoric diester hydrolase activity
Source: RefSeq, a predicted model, not a curated record